This is a messenger RNA of Polyodon spathula (Mississippi paddlefish), 1822 nucleotides long. Its product is annotated as inhibitor of growth protein 4-like. NCBI's taxonomy places the organism in Eukaryota, Metazoa, Chordata, Actinopteri, Acipenseriformes, Polyodontidae. Gene Ontology annotation, cellular component: nucleus. The transcript is spliced from 9 exons. The coding region runs from base 57 to 968 and encodes 303 amino acids. The record is from RefSeq and is a predicted model, not a curated record. Gene Ontology annotation, biological process: regulation of DNA-templated transcription; positive regulation of apoptotic process.
AAAAGGGGCGUGGUUUGUCUGUAAACACAAAGAGCUUCUGAGUGGGGCGUGUUGUGAUGUUAGCCCCGCCUUUCUCAUUGGAUAUUCUGUUCAGUAACACCCCUUCCUGCUUCGGAAGAGUGGGAGGCUUUGUUUGUGAUUGCAAGAUGGCGGCUGGGAUGUAUCUGGAACACUAUUUGGACAGUAUCGAGAAUCUGCCAUUUGAGCUGCAGAGGAACUUCCAGCUAAUGAGAGAUCUGGACCAGAGAACAGAAGAUAUGAAGGGCGAGAUCGAUGGGCUGGCCACGGAGUACACAGCGAAUGCGCGCACGCUGUCCUCCGAGCAGAAGCUCUCCCUGCUGCGGCAGAUCCAGGAGUCCUACACCAAGUGCAAGGAGUUUGGAGACGACAAGGUGCAGCUCGCCAUGCAGACCUACGAGAUGGUUGAUAAGCACAUUCGGCGGCUGGACACGGACCUGGCUCGGUUCGAAGCCGAUCUGAAGGAGAAGCAGAUCGAAUCCACGGACUACGACUCCUCAUCCAGCAAGGGCAAGAAGACAGGAAAGAAAGCCUCUGAGCUGCAGCACGUCAAAUACAGCUCUGAGGUGGUGAUGUCAGCGACACCAGCAGAGGUCAGGGGUCAGAAAGAUAAGAAGGUUGCCCGCACCAGGUCAAAGGUGAAGAAUUCGGACGAUGACAGCAGUCCUAAGAAUGGACAGAAAAAACUAAAACUGGUGCACUCGACGGAGUAUAGUGCCCCCGCUGUUACCUUUGGGAACGUGCACCCCUCUGAUGUGCUGGACAUGCCUGUGGACCCCAAUGAACCCACAUACUGUCUGUGUCAUCAGGUCUCAUACGGGGAGAUGAUCGGCUGUGACAAUCCUGACUGCUCUAUCGAGUGGUUUCAUUUCGCCUGCGUUGGACUCACGACUAAACCGCGAGGAAAGUGGUACUGCCCUCGAUGCUCACAAGACAGAAAGAAGAAGUGAACAGUUUGAGAAACAGUCAGUCCGCACCCUGAAAACAAAUAUUUGUUUUGUUAUUUUGUUUUUGAGGCGGGUGUCCCCUGUAAUGCAUUGGAAUCGAAACUCAACCACAUUGCAACGGAAAACUAGUUCAAAAGAGCAAUAAUAUAGUGUAGUGCUGAUUCAAACUGUAGACUUAGUAGCACCAAACUAGACUAGGCUGCACUAGAAUUACAUUGAAACUGCAGUUUGAGAUCACUAGACUAGAUUGGAAUGGAAUAACAUUGAAACUGUGGUUUAAGAUGAUUAGACUAUUGGAAUUACAUUGAAAAUGCAGUUUGAGAUCACUAGACUAGACUACUGGAAUUACAUUGAAACUGCAGUUUGAAAUUACUAGACUAGCUUGCACUAGUCACUGCAUUGGAACUGCAGUUUGAGAUUACUGUAGCUCCUUUUAGACCAGUUUUCCUCUAUUAAUUUGAACUGCGUUUGUCUUGAUAUUUCAUAGUAAAACCCUGACAGCAUUAAUCUAAAAACCUGACUCAGCAUUUUCCAUGAUAGCUAACAUUUAACUUUCUGCGUAAAACUUCCAAGGCUGUUUUUCCUGUGAGCUGGAUAGUGUCUAAUAGGUUUUAGCAAUUGCCAAAUCAUGAGAUAUAAAAUGUGUUUUGUUUAUGAAAUAGCCCCCUAAAAUACAACUUGCCUCUCACUUCCACCUGCUCACUAUCUUGGUGUCAAUGCAUUUUUUAGUAAAUUUUUUUUUUUUUUUUUUUUUUUAAUUUUUUAAACAUUUCAAAUGGGGCACUGUACUAGUUUUAAUGAGAACUCCCAGUUCGCAUCACACCUCUUUGUACUUUUCUUACUUUAUUUUCCUUUGU